Molecule: messenger RNA, 1592 nt
Organism: Struthio camelus australis
Lineage: Eukaryota; Metazoa; Chordata; Aves; Struthioniformes; Struthionidae
Source: RefSeq, a predicted model, not a curated record
AUGGCGACGGUGAUGAUGCAGUUGAGCGGCUUGGUACUGGCCAUGCUGGGCUGGCUGGGCACUAUCCUCACUUGCGCACUGCCCAUGUGGAAGGUGACAGCCUUCAUCGGCUCCAACAUCGUGGUGGCCCAGGUCUUCUGGGAAGGGCUGUGGAUGAACUGCGUGUAUGAGAGCACGGGGCAGAUGCAGUGCAAGGUGUACGACUCACUGCUGGACCUCUCCUCCGACCUGCAAGCGGCCCGUGCCCUUGUGAUCACCUCUAUCAUUGUGGCCUUCUUUGCCUUCCUCACCGCCAUCAUGGGUGCCGACUGCACCCGCUGCGUGGAUGACAAGGGGGCCAAGAUGAGGAUCUCCAUCGUGGCAGGUGCUAUCUUCAUCGUGGCUGGCAUUGUGCUGCUCAUCCCUGUGUCCUGGUCUGCCAACACCAUCGUCAGCAACUUCUACAACCCCAUGGUACCUGCGGCGCUCAAGAGAGAGCUGGGGGCUGCCCUGUACAUAGGCUGGGCCUCCAGUGCCCUCCUGCUCUUCGGUGGAGGUAUCCUGUGCUGCUCCUGGCCCCCGGCCCAGCAGGAUCCCUACCCCAAGAAGUACAGAGCAGUGAAGACCUGCUCAGACCCUAUGAGCUAUCCCAUGAAAGACUACGUGUGAGAUGCCCUUCCUGGGCAAAGCUGUUCCCCGCCCAGCCCUCCCACUCAGUUGCAGGGCCCCAGGGCUGCCAGUUCAAAGGAAAACACCACUGAGCCUGGGGGUGGUGGUUUAUUGGGUUCCCAUUCCACCCCAGAGCUCCCAUCUCCCCAUGUCCCUCCAGCCCCCUUCCUACCAUGCACAGCCUCCUCCUGCCCCAUCCCACUCUCAACCCCACCGACGGUUAGGCCAUCGCCCUCCUGCCCCGCUCUGCCACAUGCAGGCCCCUAUUUCCCUGCAGGGUGAGGGGGCAGCCAGAUCCUGCUCACUCUCUGCUAUCCCCAUGGCAGCGCCACUGCGGCCCCCCAUGGGACACAGCCACACGUGGGCAGGAGGCUGCUCUCCUCGGAUACUGCUGGCUGCUCCUGGCUCAUUUAUAAACAUCUUGGUGCCCCUGAGGCUGUCUAGGCUUAUUUCAAACGGGUGGAGGAGGGAGGAUGGUGAUAUUUCCUACUGUUUUUCCAGCUCCAGGACACCUGCUGCUAGCUUGGGAGCUGGCCCAACACACGGCAUGCCACAUCACGGGCGAGUGAUUCACAUGCACGCACAUCCUCAUUGGCCUUGAGCUCGUGCCUGAUGAGGAUCUAUGGCAAGCCAGGGCACUCCCCCUCCACAUGCAGUUCCCUCACUGUGCACUCUAGCCUUGUGGGCAGGUGAUGCCUCCAGCUGGCCUGAGGAGCAGGGAAACUGAGGCAGGAAGCGGGCAAGGGGAAGCCAGAAGGCAGGACGCCAGGCAGCCCCAUCACAGCCUCCCCCAGCUGCAACAGGCUCAAGGGCUGGCCCUGGCAGGAUCACAGCUCCCUGCCACACAGAGCUCAGCAUCACAGCUGGCUCCAGUCAUCCUGACUCCAGGAGCUGGGAAGUGAUCAAUCCUGCUAGCUGAGAUAACUAGACCAGAAAAGGCCCAG